This is a messenger RNA of Biomphalaria glabrata, 3790 nucleotides long. Its product is annotated as homeobox protein engrailed-like. Gene Ontology annotation, biological process: neuron differentiation; regulation of transcription by RNA polymerase II; multicellular organism development. Gene Ontology annotation, cellular component: nucleus. The transcript is spliced from 6 exons. Gene Ontology annotation, molecular function: RNA polymerase II cis-regulatory region sequence-specific DNA binding; DNA-binding transcription factor activity, RNA polymerase II-specific. Lineage: Eukaryota; Metazoa; Mollusca; Gastropoda; Planorbidae. The coding region runs from base 540 to 2858 and encodes 772 amino acids. The record is from RefSeq and is a predicted model, not a curated record.
CCGUGACUGGUGAUGUCCCCCGGAGAAGGAAGCACUGUGGCUACAACUGGUGAAUGAUGAGUGGUCUCUCUUGCUUUCUGGUUCAAGUUUGCACUGCGGGAGACAUGAGGAGCAUGUAUUUUUUUUUUUUUUUGGUUGUGUAUAUGUUUUUUGAAAAUUCAGUGUUUACCUGCUAGGCAGAGGGUUUGACCACACGAUUGCCUACUGAGCAUUAUGGACAUCAAUCUAGCACCACAUUCUAAAGGAUAUCGUCUUGUGAAUAUUUUAUAACGGAUCUUUUAAAUUAAUGGCAUUAUGAUCUUUAAUAUGCGCGUAGGCCUAAGGGUCUAAGUUUAAGUUAAUAAUUAAACAAUACCAAGACAGUCUCUUCUAUUACAUACUGCUGAUAAAUAGUUCCACAUUUUAGAGAAAUGGACAGAAUAGAACAUUCUGUUAGGUGCGUCUAAUUCCGGCACAACAGACUAUUUCAUUGGGCUAGAAUGACUUACUCAAGAGUAACAGAGAACUAAUGUUUUAACAGACACUCCAGACUUGGUGACAUGGAAACUGUAUGUUUAAUUAAUCAAAUGGAGACAUCAUUUCCAAUGCCUACCAUGAAGACAGUAUGCCUCGAUAACCACUUGAUCUCAUCAGGGUUUGGAGUUAUCACCCCUUACCAAGAUCCAGAAAGGCGCACGAAGAAUCGCUCGCCGUUAAAAAGAGCGGCAAUCACAGAUGUCAACAAUUAUAUUGGAGCUCUCUCCCCUUUCAAACAUUUGAGAAUGGAUCCGUCGGAAAUGUACAAAAAACACAGCUCUGCCAACUCUUGUAAAGACGAACCAGCUGAACCGAAUACGCAGACGUAUGUCCACCAAGAUAACAAAUCAGAAUCGAUCUGCGAUUCCGAGUUUCGACGUCGAAGCCUGGAUCUGAAAGAGCUGUGCCUGAAGCAAAUGCUGCAGAAUUCGAUUCUACAAAAGAGAAGUAUCGAUCUUAAUCAGAUGCUGGAGCAGUCUCGCCAGAAACUGUAUCAAUCUAUUGACGAUAUUCUUGAUACCGAUUUGAACUCAACAGACAAUGCCAAGAGUGUUAAAAACACGAUAUCAAAACAACUUUCCCCACAAAACAGCUUCAGUCUGAAUGUAGCAUAUAAUUUACCAAGGGAGGCAAUAACUGACAAAGGUUGCUCAAUGGUUAAUUCCCCUUUGUUAGCUUUAAAGACAUCCUAUAAUUCCCUUGGGUCGAAAGAUUAUCACGAACGUGAUGAGAGUGACGAUGAAGAUGAAAGAGAUGAUUUCGAAUCUCGCUCUUCGACGCCAUCUUCGGGAUUUAUCGACAUCGAGGCAGACACCCCACACGGUUCCCCACCGUCGUCGCCACUGAACCUGUCGACGAACACCGAGGCUAUUGCGCCACACGACAUCACGCAUCCAGGCUCGCUGUUUAAAAGCGGUGACAUAUGCCGUGUUGGUAUCGAUAGUGUAUCGAACGAGACGACCCCGAUGGUUCUCAAAACAGACAUUUGCGGGGAUAGCGUCAAAGUUAAAGUGAAAUCCUCGGAAAAAAAGACAAACUUCUCCAUCGAUGCUAUACUUCGGCCAGAUUUCGGAACUUCCACCAGUUUGCAUAAUGAUUCCAAAUUUCUUCACGAUAGUUCUAGCAUGCAAGACAUUUCUUGUCCGGUUUCUCCGUCUGCCUUCACGGCAGUUGACCUGAGCACGAAAACGAGGUCGGAAUCAAUGUCAUCGCCCUGUUCUUCAUCCUCUUCAAGGUCUUCCCCAUCAUCGCCAUUCUCAUCCUCAUCGCCAGUGUCCUCCCAAAAAAACUGGGACAGCGCACAGGAGAUCGACCCAGAAACACUUUAUUACGGAAGAAAGCACCUGCUCUUCCCCCACAGACUUUUCUCCGCCCCUACUAAGAGUGUCGAUAUGUAUAUGGGUGGUCAAUAUCCACUGGUCAACCCAGCCAUCCACGGAUCAGCCAAAGCUCACUUCCCGCGUACAUUCCCACACCUUUCACAGACAUCUCCGUCUUUCAUUAGAGAUUUUGUUGACCCUCGCAAUUAUUGCUUCGUCCCCAAAGUUGUCCCACAGAAGAGCGAGAGAACCGUGCAAGGGGACAUCUCCAAACUGAUCAACUGGACAGUUCAAAACCAUCUAACCGGUUCUCAAAAGCCGCAGUCGGCUUCUCAAAAACAGUCCCAGCAUCUGAAGCUUUCUGUGUCAAAUUCCAACAUAAAACUCCCUAGCGCCGAUGCCGAGCCAAGAUCAUUGGCUGAAAUGAAAUCUUCCCACAAGCCCAACACCACCAAAACCAAUAACGUUUCCGGGCAGUCCGAGAAUAACCAAGCCUCUCAUAGGCAUAACGUUGCAAACAUUCCCACCAAAGAGAAAGACAAAAGCAGUGAUUUGAGAACGAAGAAACAAAAGGACAAUAACUCAGAUAAAACAGAUUCCAAAGAAAAGGGACAGAAUCCCCUUUGGCCUGCCUGGGUCUUUUGUACACGAUAUUCAGACAGACCUUCAUCUGGCCCAAGGUCAAGGAAGCCAAAACGGAACAAGGCACAAGACGAGAAGAGGCCCAGGACUGCUUUCACCAACGAUCAACUCCAAAGGCUGAAGAGAGAAUUUGAUGAUUGCAGGUACCUGACGGAGACUCGCAGGAAAAAUCUAGCAGACGAACUCGGCCUGACGGAAUCUCAGAUCAAGAUUUGGUUUCAGAACAAGCGCGCAAAGAUCAAGAAGACAGUCGGCUCCAGAAACCCGUUGGCCUUACAGUUGAUGGAACAAGGACUAUACAACCACUCCACCGUCAAAGAUUUCCUUAACCAAGAGACGUCUAAAGAUACAUCAUCAGAUGCUGGAGAAGAGUCCAGCUAGUUACUUGAUCUAGAUCGAAACUAUCCGAUCUAUAAGUAUAGGUCGAACAAACAAGACACCGACUCCCGAUGAUUAAUGUUGUCUCUUACAAACGUAACAGGGCUGCGGUGGCUGAGUGGUAGAGCACUUGGUUCCCGAACCGAGGGGUUCCGAGAUCAAAUCUCGGUGAAGACUGGGAUUUUGAAUUUUGUGGAUUUUUAGGACCACCUCUUAGUCCCCCAAACUCUAUUAGGUAUCUGACAUUAGUCGGUUGGUCGUUGUGCUGGUCACAUAACACCCUUAUUAACCGCCGGCCAUUGAAAUAGACGAUCUUUACAUCUUCUGCCCUAUAGAUCGCAAGGUCUGAAAGGAAGACUUAUAAAUGUAACAUUUUUCUGUUUUGAUUUUUCUUGUUCAAUAAAAAUAGUUCCCAAUUUAAAGUCCUGCAUGCAGCCAUUGCAUCGAUGUUAUUAGAUUUGCUUUUUAGUUUGUUUGUCAAGAAAAUAUGAAACAAUGUAUAUAUAUACUUAAAGUGAUAUAAAAAGUAUGAUUGACGAAUCAUCCACGAAUGAUUGUAGCAUGAAUGACACAUGGCUAAUGUAAUGCUUAAUUUGAAAUGUAAAAUUGCCUUCGAAAAAAAGAAAACUUUUUAAUAGGGAAUGAUUUGUUAAAAGAAAACAACAGCAGACUAAAUUCAUUAGGCGCUAACUAUUUUUUUGUUUCAGGAAAAGUAAUUAUACUCUGCUAUUGUAAACUUUUGUAUAUUUGCCAUUCUGUUAUAUCCAAUUAAGAAAAUCUUAUAUCUCUCAUCCUCUUUCAGCUUGAAGUUUUAAAAAAAGUUUAUGAGUUGGUGCAUAGAUAUAUUUUCAUUAAUUAUGUCUUUGCAUAUUUAAUUUUUUGUUUUAUGUGUAAACAAAAAUUAAUUUUAAAAAAGAAAAAAAAAUCAAUAAAGC